AUGAUGAGGAGAUCUCCGCUGGUGUUUCCGCUCGGGGUCGCGCUCCUGCUGGCCGUGGCGGCGACGCUCCCCGCGCCGUCGCGCGCCGAGUGGGCGGCCGUCCCGGACGUGAACGGCCUGGUGAUCAAGCAGGUGGGGCAGUUCGCGGUGCUCGUGUACGGCCUGGCGCACCGCAAGGACCUGGCGUUCGUCGGCGUGGUGCGCGGCCAGACGCAGGAGGCCGUCGGCGGCGGCACCAACUACCGCCUCGUCGUGGCGGCAACCAAGCCCGGCGGCGACGGGAGCGCCGCCGAGUACGACUGCCUGGUGUGGGGCGUGCCCGGGUCGCGCUCCGACACCUGGAAGCUCCGCAGGUUCAGGAAGAUCCAGAGCUAG
This is a messenger RNA of Panicum hallii, 375 nucleotides long. RefSeq names its product cysteine proteinase inhibitor 8-like. NCBI's taxonomy places the organism in Eukaryota, Viridiplantae, Streptophyta, Magnoliopsida, Poales, Poaceae. The record is from RefSeq and is a predicted model, not a curated record. The transcript has a single exon. Bases 1 to 375 code for a protein of 124 amino acids. Gene Ontology annotation, molecular function: cysteine-type endopeptidase inhibitor activity.